This is a messenger RNA of Sesamum indicum (sesame), 1805 nucleotides long. Its product is annotated as transcription factor MYB7. The record is from RefSeq and is a predicted model, not a curated record. Lineage: Eukaryota; Viridiplantae; Streptophyta; Magnoliopsida; Lamiales; Pedaliaceae.
GCAAAAGCAGCACCAGAAUUUGCUUAGAAAUCACUUGAUUGCUUCACCUUCCUCUCUCUCUCUCUCUCUUUCUCUCUCUCUCUUUCAUAUGUCUUGAAUCCUAAGUAUCAUUUUCUGAUAAAUUAACCUCUCUUUAAAUCACCUGAAAUUAUCUUUGAUAUUUUCAACUCAAAAGGGCUGAUCACAAAUGUCCUUUUAACCAUCUUUUUGGCUCUCCUGAUCACUAAAAAAAUAUUCAAUCAGUUGGAGCUAUAAAAGCUUACUGUUACUGUUAAGUUCUUGUUCGGAUAUCUCGUUUUCUUGCAACGUAGACCACGAAUGGGCCGCAACUCUUGCUGUGUCAAGCAGAAGCUGAGGAAAGGCUUGUGGUCUCCAGAAGAAGAUGAGAAACUCUACAAUUACAUUACAAGAUUCGGUGUCGGCUGCUGGAGCUCUGUGCCUAAGUUAGCAGGUCUGCAGAGAUGUGGAAAGAGUUGCAGAUUGAGAUGGAUUAAUUACUUGAGGCCUGAUCUCAAGAGAGGAAUGUUUUCACAGGAAGAGGAGGAUAUGAUCAUUACUCUCCAUGAAGCUCUUGGCAACAGGUGGGCUCAAAUUGCAGCACAGUUGCCUGGAAGAACAGACAAUGAGAUCAAAAACUUCUGGAACUCAUGCCUCAAGAAGAAGCUGAUCAAGCAAGGGAUCGACCCCAACACUCACAGGCCGAUAAACGAAGCACAACUGAAGGACGAGAAAGACUGCGCAGACUCAGCUUCACUACAGAUUUUACAGCCAAGAGGGCUUCCAAAUUUAGCACCGUCAACGCGAAAGGAGCAAGAGCCGUAUCAGCUCAACGGUAUACUCUGCAUCGACAGAGAUAAUUUCACGAGCAAACAAGCCUACGACCCUCUAUUCUUAUCUGAGUUUCAAGCAAACGUCGAUGCUGACGGUUACCAAUCAAAUUUUCUAUCUCAUUGCCAGUUGAGGCCUUACGAGCAGAACCAGAUUGAGGGCAAUCCCAUAAACCCAAGCUGCGGAUUCAACUCAAUGCCAAAUUUAACAAGUUUCGAUCACCAAAACAUGAUAGAUGGAGAGUAUUCUGAUAAUUCAGCUUCAAGAAUGAGCAAGUAUCUGAUGAAUGAAGCAAAAGAGAGCUCAAGCAAUAGCAACAACAACGUUAUCGACAAUGCUGGCACGUUUUCUUGGGAUGCCGGAAACAAGCUGGACUCCAUGUUCCAGUUUCAGUUCAGUGGGAUUCAGAUUGAGGAGAGGAAGCCGAGUCCAUGGCAAGAACUUCACAAUCAGAGUUCGGGGGAUUAUAGUAACUAUCCUUUGACAGCAUUGUCUCAAGAACUGUCCGGGACGACCCUCGACGUCUUCCAGCAAAUGUAAACUGUAUAUAUGGUUUGAUCUUUAAAUUUUGCUCCUCUCUACAAAAACACAAACAGGAAUUCUGGUAGUUUUAGUGACAACUGAAAAGCAUAUACUAUGUUCGUUUUUUACUUGAUUGUAUGUAUUGGUUUGAGGAUUGGUGAAAUAAUGUUGCACAAGUUCAUGUAAAGGGUGAAAUUUGUGUUGUGGUCCAAAUCAUUACAUGAUAGAGAGACCAACCAUGAUGUUAACAGGUGUGGUAGUUGAUCUGCUUAAGUCUGCUGUCAUUCAAGUGAGAAAGUCCCACAUGAAACAGUUGUGCUUUUCUUAGCAAUCUGGGACUAUACAGAUAUAGUGUCCCAGUAUUUAUAAUUGCGUAGUGAGUAUACAUGUUCUAGACUUGGAAAGACUUACAUCCUCGUUUCUUGAACCUUGUAAUAUUGGCAAUCUACCUCCAU